This is a messenger RNA of Leptopilina boulardi, 1074 nucleotides long. RefSeq lists its product as uncharacterized. The transcript is spliced from 4 exons. The coding region runs from base 71 to 649 and encodes 192 amino acids. Lineage: Eukaryota; Metazoa; Arthropoda; Insecta; Hymenoptera; Figitidae. The record is from RefSeq and is a predicted model, not a curated record.
ACUUUUAUUCUUCAAUUUGCACUGUUUCAAUCAUCUUCAAAAAAAGAAGAAAAAAAUUUCUUUUGUAACUAUGAUAUAUAUAAAAUAUUUUGUAAUUUUUUCAAUAAUAAUAAGUGGCGUUCUUGCAAUGAGUAGUUGGGAUAUAAAUAUUGAAAGAGAUAGAAAAAAUGCAGCUGGAACAAUGUUAGUUGAUAUUGCAAAGGAACUAGUUCAAAGAUCAGCGUCAACAAGCCAGGUACUCAACUUAAAUCUUUCAAGUUUAUUACUUUUAUUAGUUCUGAAAGCUGUCGUUUAUGGUGCUGGAUACUUAGGGGGACAUAAUAAUUUCAAUAACUUUAAUGCUCGUGGUUUAGAAGAUGAUAUGGUAUCAGAGGGAGAAGUUGCUUUAGCAGUAGGAUUUUUAAUUGGAGACACAUGUUUAUAUCGUGCUGCUUGUGAAGUACCACAAACCGCAAAAGAAUAUUUAGGAGCGGCUGAAAUGAUUUUACAAGCUAUUAAAUUAAUGCCACAAACAUCGAAAUUGGACGAAAAAUAUGAGAAAAAAAUGACAGAUUUUCGUAAAGCUAUAGAAUACGGUACAGCAGGUCAUUGUCCAUCGGAAUACAAUUGCAAAAAAGAAAAUAUAGAUCGAUUUUUAAGACCCGAAUAAUAUGACAAUGAAUUUGUGAAAAUGAUUUUGUUAUUUUAAUUUUAUUUAAUUUAAUUGAAAUUAAAAAUUAAUUUUUAUUUUUUUCCUUUAUUAAAUAAACAAUUGUACAAUAAUAAUAAUAAUAGAGAAAUAGAAUUAUUUUUUUAAAUUAAUUUCAUCGUUAUUAUUGUUUAAAAAUUAAUUUUUAUCGUUAUUAAUAUAUAUUAUAUAUUUUUUUAUAAAUUUUUAUAUGGAUAUAUAAAGUAAAGUAUUGCAAAAUAUUUACAAAUUUAUAAUAAUUAAUUAAGAAAUAUCAGUCAAUAAAGUGUACCUGUUAUUGUGCUAAUUAUUUCACAUUAUAAUUUGCGGUUCUUGAACCGAGGCAGCGAUACUUUUAUGUGGUAAUACCUGACCACCGUUUAUAUAUAAUUCAUCUUUCACAAUAA